Molecule: messenger RNA, 547 nt
Organism: Prorocentrum cordatum
Lineage: Eukaryota; Dinophyceae; Prorocentrales; Prorocentraceae
Source: the annotation of a GenBank genome assembly
GAAGCUGAAGCAGGGCCGCAUGCCGAAGACGCACAUCGACCUGUGGAACGAGGUGCGGCAGGCCAUGGAGGGCAAGGAGCUGGUCAUAGUCAAGAUCGGAAGCCACGUGAGCGCCGAGGAGGCUGUGAAAGCAGGCGUCCAGGCGCUCAACUUCCUAGGCAACAGCCUGGCGGACGAGUUCGUGGAGGACGUCAUCGAGAGCGUGCAGGUGCCAUGCCGGGCUUUCGCGACGCUCAUGGCGGCCAUAGAGGUAGAGCCUUCGCGGAUCCCGACGACGGCUGAGCGGAAGCAGGCGCACAUCAAGCAGAAGCGGCUGGGUAAGCCGAUGAGCGAGACCAAGCAUGUGGUGACUGAGGACGUGGGCGUCAGGCACCUGAAGCGCGAGACGCGCGGGUCCAGGGUGCCGAACUUGAAGGCGGAGUCGUGGCUGGCCAGUCCGUGCGAGGCUGUGCGGCCGCAGAUCGGCAACCUGAGCGCCCAGAAGAGGAGGCACAUGCUGAUCUACAGCAAGGGGCUGGGGCUACACUACUGCACGGUGUGUGGCUAA